This is a messenger RNA of Prunus armeniaca (apricot), 189 nucleotides long. Lineage: Eukaryota; Viridiplantae; Streptophyta; Magnoliopsida; Rosales; Rosaceae. The record is from the annotation of a GenBank genome assembly.
AUGGAAGCUUUGAUGUGUGCGCUUGUAGAGGUAGUUUUGAUGUCUCGUGAGGGUGAUAUCUUGGCGUUUAGGAUGGUACUGCACAAGUUGGCUAAAAGCCACAAGUAUUUGGAGGACAACAAAACCAAUCCUUCGAAGCUGAAGCUUAAGGAGUUUAUAGAUCUAAGAAUUAAAAAGACUAUGCCCUAG